AUGUCUAGCCCAGAUACGGCAAAUCCAGAAGCACCACCACCUGCAUCAGGUCCAGCUAAUGCUGAGUUAAGUCAUCAUCAAUAUGAAUUCAACAAUAAAUUGUUGGUAAGAAAUUGUAAACAUUUACAAAAUAGGCAGCAGGAGCAACAAAAACAAAAUUUUCAACGUAAUGGUUACCAAAGUAAAAGGAACUAUAGUAAAGAGGAUUAUGUGGGUAAUAAUGAUGAUAAUCUUAGCAGAGGUUUAAGUUUGGAAAGUUAUAAUUCUUUAUAUGAAGCAGAAUUAAAUAGUUGGCCUCGCCACACACAACACAACCAACAACAGCAGCAUCUGCUGCAACAAAUCAAAUUUGAUAGCAUUAAUAAUAUAAAGCAGGCUUAUGGUGGCAGUAAUACUGGUAUUAGUAAUCAAAACGGAAGUAUUUGUGGUAAGUUAAUGGCUGAUGGUGGCCACCGUAUGAAUGGGUUAAAUGGUCAACAUUUAAAUGCUGCAACUAAAGGAACAGCAACAACACCAACGUUUCAACAUAUCAUUUAUAAUAACGAGACCUAUGAGACACAUUUAACGCAUAGACAACAUCCUAAAGAAGAGGACGACGAUGACCAUGAUGAUGAUGAUGCUGAUAUUGAUAAUAUGGCCAAAACGGCAUUGGCCUCCAAUAAGACAUAUAAAAAAUUUGUUUUACCCUUGGAUAUACCAACGCCUCCAUUGCCUCUUAGCUAUAAUACAACUAAACGACUCUUAAGCUCACACAAUCAUCACACACAAACCUCUUCCGCCACCUGCCAAUGUGAUAAACAAACGAAUUUUGCACUACAACCGCACAAUAACUGUAGCAUUAGCACUAACUCGAAUAAUAACAACAACAACAACAACAGCAAUAUAAAAAACCAGGUAAAUCAUAUCAGUUUUAUACAAACAACACCAACCCAGACACCACCCUCAAAAAAAGAAAAUUUAAAAUUACUGCAUAAUAAAGGCAGCAGCUCUAGCAGUACUCUUAGUGGUAGCAUUGGUUGUGGUGCUCUUAAUUUUAAUGUAAGUGACCAACACCUGCCACACCACGAACCACUGCAACAUCAUCAUCUAUGCCAGCAAAAAAAUUUAAAACUACAACAUGCCACACAUCAGCAUCACCAUCAUCAUCAUCAACAACUACAACAGCAGCAGCAACAUCACUCGCAGCCACAUUGCCAGCAAAAACUACAACACCAACAAUUACCUUCAUAUGAUGCAUACGCAUCACAACAUUAUUUGCCUCAACUGCCACAACUACUCAGUAUUAAUAGUAGCAACCAACAGAAUUCAUUAACAUUAUCACAUCGCCGUAUGGCUCCCACAUUUAAUCGUAUCGCUGAUAAAAAUUAUAUGAAGAAUUUAGUCUACUCACCGGCAAAAUUACGACGUGUUCGUAUAAUACUAUGUGUAGUUGGUGGUAUUGUACUGUUGGCUCUCUUGGGUACAGCAAUCUACUUUAUAGUAAGUGGCUCAGAAGAUGGCACGAAUAGUGGUGGUAAUGGUAAUGGAGGACCCUCGAAUGGCAUCCACUUAGAGGAUGUACUACAAGGUAAAUUAGUGGCAAGACAUUUUAAUGGCAGUUGGAGCGGCAAUAAUAUAAUCUACAAAGAGAAUAAU
Lucilia sericata (common green bottle fly) is the source of this 1635-nucleotide messenger RNA. RefSeq names its product protein kinase 4-like. Gene Ontology annotation, biological process: regulation of transcription by RNA polymerase II. Gene Ontology annotation, cellular component: nucleus; aryl hydrocarbon receptor complex. The annotation marks the transcript as partial. The transcript has 3 exons. NCBI's taxonomy places the organism in Eukaryota, Metazoa, Arthropoda, Insecta, Diptera, Calliphoridae. Gene Ontology annotation, molecular function: nuclear receptor activity; transcription cis-regulatory region binding. The record is from RefSeq and is a predicted model, not a curated record.